AUGGGGGAAUACAGUCACAAUAUCCCUGUCCAGCUUGGUAGUAAUCGCCCAGGCCCCCACCCUUCAUCGUCUAGAAGACCGGUAGAUCAUCCAGAAUGGCAUGUUCAGUCUCCGACCGGAUACACGGCGGGAACGAACCUCCUAGGCGAGCCCUGGCAAAUCGACCGCCCAUUCAAAGUGAUCGUUAUGGGUGCCGGUGCUGCAGGCAUUGAUUUUUUACAUCAUGCAUCGAAUAAAUUGGCAGAUUUGAAUAUUGAGGUCAAAUGUUUUGAAAAGAACGCUGAUGUGGGUGGUACAUGGUUUGAAAAUCGGUAUCCUGGCUGUGCCUGCGAUGGCCCAUCCCCCAGUUACCAAUUUGCUUGGAGACCAAAUCCAGAUUGGUCGAAAUAUUAUUCCAGUUCCCCGGAGAUAUGGCAAUAUCUCAAAGGUAUUGUUCUUGAUGAAGGCUUGGAUCGAUAUAUUCAACUCCGAACUGAAGUCACUGAGGCGAGAUGGGAUGACAAGAACGGGAGGUGGGUACUUACACUAUGUCGGGCGGAUGAUUUAGCUUCGUGGACAGAGCAUUGUGAUGUGCUUUUGAACGGCACGGGAUUCCUGAAUGCUUGGAAAUGGCCAACCAUUCCUGGUCUACAUUCCUUUCAAGGACGUCUUUUCCACACUGCUCGUUAUGAGGAAGGCUUUGAUCUCAAACACAAACGAGUCGCCAUAAUUGGAUCUGGUAGCUCUGGCGUCCAGGCAGUAGCUUCUGUUUACUCGGAUGUAUCGAAGCUUUAUACCUGGGUUUGCAGCCCUACUUGGAUUACGGCGGGGUUUGCACAGAAAUACGCUGGCAAGGAUGGAGCAAACUUUGAGUAUUCUGAGAAAGAAAAAUCCGAAUGGCGUCAAGAUCCUGAGAGAUACCGUGAAUACAGGAAGAUGAUCGAGGAUGAAAUCAAUCUACGGUACCGGGCAGUUUUACGCAAUACUGCUGAAUCCCAAAAGGGCGCCGAGUCUGGGCAAGAGUUUGAGUGUGAUGUUAUUAUAUGUGCCACUGGCUUCGACACCUCUUAUCGUCCUCGAUUCCCUGUCAUCGGACUCAAUGGUGUCCGGCUUAAUGAACGCUGGGCCAAAAUCCCUGAAUCCUACCUUGGGAUCGCAGCUCCGGACAUGCCAAAUUACUUUAUGUUCACAGGGCCAUUCACGCCUGUAGCGCAAGGCGCGAUUUUACCCAUCUUAACCGCAAUGAGCAAUUAUUUUAUGCAACUCAUCAAGAAGAUGUAUCUGCAUCAUAUCCGCCGCGUCAUACCCAAGGAUUCUGUGAUUCAGGACUUCAUGGAACAUGCUCGUGUCUAUCUGCCUCGUACCUGCUGGGCAGAUCCUUGUACCAGCUGGUUUAAACAGGGUAGACCAGAUGGGCCGAUCGUCAUGUGGCCUGGUUCCCGACUGGCUUUCUUUGAGGCAGUCAAAGAACCUUUAUGGGAAGAUUUUGAUAUUCAGUAUCAUUCAAAAAAUCGAUUCGGGUUCUUGGGUAGUGGAUUUGCUAAAUAUGAAUUUGGAAGUGCGGGCGAGAGUUCUCCGUAUUUAAAUGGAGAGUUCGUACAUACGCGACCAAAGAAGGAGGUGGAGGCUAUGAUUGAGAGCAACAAGCAAAAAAGUGAUGAUAAGGCGUUGCCUUGA
Penicillium cosmopolitanum is the source of this 1656-nucleotide messenger RNA. Its product is annotated as flavin-containing monooxygenase. The coding region runs from base 1 to 1656 and encodes 551 amino acids. Lineage: Eukaryota; Fungi; Ascomycota; Eurotiomycetes; Eurotiales; Aspergillaceae. Gene Ontology annotation, molecular function: flavin adenine dinucleotide binding; N,N-dimethylaniline monooxygenase activity; NADP binding. The record is from RefSeq and is a predicted model, not a curated record. The transcript has 4 exons.